AUGCGUCAAGAACAAGCUGGAUUUUGGAAAGGAAUGUCUUGCAGAGAUCACAUCUUCACCUUGAGACAGAUCCCGGAACAGAACAAGCAGUGGAACUCAACAGUAUAUGUCAACUUCAUCGACUUUGAAAAAGCCUUUGACAAAUGUGGAACAAUCAGGAAGAAGAGGGAUCCAGUGGACUUUUGCAAGCAUGCUCGAAGACCUGGAUUUCGCAGACGACAUAUAGACAUACAGGCCAAGACACGAGACCUAGCAACCACUGCAGAGACGAUUGGACUCAAGAUCAACAUUCCUAAGACUAAACUCAUGAGAAUGAACACGAAGUCCAACGAAUCCAACAUCCUUCAUGGUGAAAAGUUGCAGUAG
This is a messenger RNA of Gigantopelta aegis, 366 nucleotides long. RefSeq lists its product as uncharacterized. The coding region runs from base 1 to 366 and encodes 121 amino acids. The transcript has 2 exons. The record is from RefSeq and is a predicted model, not a curated record. NCBI's taxonomy places the organism in Eukaryota, Metazoa, Mollusca, Gastropoda, Neomphalida, Peltospiridae.